AUGUCUCGAAAGAGUCAAGAAGAAAUGCUUAUGGAAUGGUUAGAGAUUCCACUAAGCAGUGAUGACGAUCUUGAGUGUUUCUCUGACGAUUCCAUUCAAGAUGAGACAUAUGUUGCUCCAGAAUCUGUUGAUUGUGAUAGUGACAGUAGUGACGAAGAAAGUCAAGUACCAGUAAUUAGGACUGAAGAUGUUUCUGGAACAAGACAAUCUGAUGUUAUAAUGAAGGAAUCGACGUCACAGUUGUCUGAUAAUGCUCUGAAACUGCCAUGCAGCAGCAAAAAUGUUACUAAAAACAGCAGGAGUGUGGUUUGGAAAGAUAAACAGUUGAUUAUUCCCGAACUGCAGUCAAAAUUUCAUGGCAAUACUUCGUUACCAGAAGAAGUAAUAAACUUAAAUACUCCAUACCAAUUCUUCAAACAUAUAUUUCCAUCUAAAUUGUUUGAUCUAAUUGUCGAACAGUCUCAUAGAUACAGUGUGCAGUGUAAUCCUGAUAGACCAAUAGAUUUAUCCUGUGAUGACAUAAAAAAAUUUAUAGGCAUCUGUCUCGUAAUGUCAAUAGUUCAUGUACCUAAUACGAGGGAUUACUGGGGAGAAGUUACUGGUACUCAUCUGAUCAAGACAACAAUGACAGUGAAUCAGUAUGAGCAAAUACGUAAGUUUCUUCACUUCAAUGACAACAGUGCAAUGAUACCCAGGGGUGAAAAAGGUCAUGAUAGACUCUUCAAGAUAAGACCCAUAAUAGAAUUGAUGAGAUCUCGGUUUCAAACAAUACCUGUUGAGGAGUGUGUUUCUGUUGAUGAACAGAUAUGUUCAACAAAGGCUAGAAGUUGUUUGAAACAAUACAUGCCAAACAAGCCUCAUAAAUAUGGAUACAAAUUAUUUGUUAUUAGUGGCAUAUCUGGUUAUGCCCACGAUUUUGAGAUUUUCACUGGAGAUGAAAAUGAACCAGAAAAAAGAGUGACUGGGGAGGAAGACUUGGGAGCAAGUGCAAAUGUUGUAGUUCGACUCAGUAGGAUACUACCAAGAAAUAUGAACCACACACUGUACUGUGACAAUUAUUACACAAGUCUGCCACUGCUUGUAUGGUUACAUAAACAAGGAAUUUACUCACUUGGGACAGUCAGAAGAAACAGAGUGCCAGACUGCAAGCUCCCUUCAGAAGCUGAGCUGAAGAAAAUGGCACGAGGUGCAUCAGUAGAGCGCGUCGCAACAGUGGAUGGUGUCGACAUAUCAAAUGUAGUGUGGAAAGAUAACAAGAGUGUGAUGUUGCUUUCUACACUUGCUGGACAGCAGCCUAUUCAUGAAGCAGGGAGCGCAGCAUGGAAUAGUGUAAAGGAAGAGAAUUUGAAGAAAGCCUGGAAUAAAAUUUUUGACACAGAAGAAAAAUCACAAGGUCUGAUUGAAAAUGACGAACAGAAUGAUAUCUCCGAAAUUCUCGGUAUGCUAAAAGAAAUAUAUUGCCACGAAUGUGAUGAAGAAGACGUUCAUGAAUGGAUGAAUAUCGAUGAUGAAGAUCCAGGACACCAGAUCAUGCAGGACAGCGAGAUUGUAAACGUCGUCAAUGAUAAAGAUGACGCCGCCAGUAUCGCAUCAAUCAGUGCUCCAGAAAGUGAAGAUGAAAGUAUACCAACAGCUUCUGAGGCGUUCACUUGUUUAGAUACUGCCUUGCGCUGGAUUGAAGCCCAAGAUAUAUGA
Molecule: messenger RNA, 1695 nt
Organism: Schistocerca nitens (vagrant locust)
Lineage: Eukaryota; Metazoa; Arthropoda; Insecta; Orthoptera; Acrididae
Product: piggyBac transposable element-derived protein 4-like
Exons: 2
Coding region: 1-1695 (564 amino acids)
Source: RefSeq, a predicted model, not a curated record